Molecule: messenger RNA, 1341 nt
Organism: Rhinocladiella mackenziei CBS 650.93
Lineage: Eukaryota; Fungi; Ascomycota; Eurotiomycetes; Chaetothyriales; Herpotrichiellaceae
Exons: 2
Coding region: 1-1341 (446 amino acids)
Molecular function (GO): chromatin binding
Source: RefSeq, a predicted model, not a curated record
AUGGCGUCGACUGCACCUGCGACGGAGCCCUACCCUCCUAACAUGCCACUUACCCCAGGCGACAGCGAGAACGGAGAUCUUAACGAAGACCCAACUGAGGGCAUCCAGGAGUCUUCCAGCGAAAACUCCCAAACGGCCAGACGAAAGCGCAGCGCCGCUGAGAUGGAAAACAACCCUAACGGGAGGGGUGCGGAAACUUUAGAAACCAUUGAGGCCGAAGUUAGUCCUGACUUUACGAUUUUGUGUCCUGUGCAAGCCAGAGACGCGAAUUCACCUGGAAUCGACUUAUACAUCGAGCGUGACGCUCCGAUACUGGCGCCUGAACUGGCCAUCGAGUUUGGGGUAACACCGGGAAAGAAGUGGCACAACAUGACCACCUUCAAAAAUGCCAAAUUUAAAGAUCCAUUUGUCCUCAUUUAUUCCAAAGGGCAGAUUGUCUACGUCAAUCGUCACAGCCCUGUCCCGUCGUCUCCUCCCGCCGACGCGUCUGAGGACGAGAGAUUACGAUAUGACAAGGAAAAUCUUUGGGUCGGAUUGAUCUCCGAGUUCCGGGCUGAGAAUCAAGAAAAGGUUUAUGUCCGAGUUUUCUGGCUGUAUUGGCCAGAGGAGCUACCCAUGGGCCGACAGUCAUAUCAUGGAAAGGGAGAGUUGGUGUUGAGCAAUCAUGUCGACAUCAUCGAGGCGCAGACGAUUGCCUGUCACGCCGAAAUCAGUCAUUGGGACGAAAAUGACGACUCGAACAAGACGGUGCUCCAGGAACGAUAUUGGCGACAGACCUUGGAUCUCAACAAGUCGGCGGUGGAUCCGAAAAACGCAUUGAGCAAGCUGCGAAGAUUCUGCAUAUGCGGUGGAUAUGACAACCCUAGCUUGGAUAUGUACCAGUGCAAGACGGUGGGUUGUGGCAUGUGGAAUCACGAAGCAUGCUUGAAGAAGGACAUGGAAGAGAGGGCAUGGGAGAAAUUCAAAAAAGGAACCUUGGGCCACGAAAUCCCAGACAGACGGGAAGACAGGGGCUUUACACAGAAGGUAGGAGAGACGUUCGGUCAUUUGGUCAAGAAAGGACUGGGACGAGAGGAAGGCCCGAAUGAGGCGCAAUCAAACACGACAACUAUCGCCAAAGGCAAUAAAAAGCUCAAAUUGACAUCGGGAGGCAAGAAGCCAUGGACAGGCAAGUUAGAGGCCAAUAUCUUCAAGCUGCAGAGGCCUGGCCAAGAGGACACCCACGCUGCGACGGUGACUCAACUCGUUCCAACAGCGACGAGUAAAGCAGUGCCGCAAUUCGAGGCGAAGGUAUGGAACAUGAAGAUGUGUUGCCUGAAAUGCCAGGAGUCAUUGAACUGA